Nomia melanderi (Alkali bee) is the source of this 2867-nucleotide messenger RNA. The record is from RefSeq and is a predicted model, not a curated record. NCBI's taxonomy places the organism in Eukaryota, Metazoa, Arthropoda, Insecta, Hymenoptera, Halictidae.
CAAAGUCCCUAGUGGCCCGAAGAAAACUGUCGAGUCAACGUCUGGUAUCCUAACCUCUCUUCCCUGCGCUCGACGGACUAUCGAACAGAUAACGUUGAGCAACGAUGACUUUUUUUAUCGGCCCUGUCCUCGGGUCGUCCGCUGUUCUCUCUGGUCAAGCUCCGCGCCGAUGACCAGCGAAUGACUCGCGUGAAUUCGUCGCGCCGACGAAUAUAUCAGCCAGCGAUCUUAGGUGGUUGAACAGUCGGUUGAUCAACAAACUCGAGUAGAGCACAGGCGAGCGAGCGAGACAGUGUCGCCGUUUCCCCGUGGGUCGAGCGAACGAAAAUCGGCGAACGAACGAGCGGCUACGACUUCGGCUCGGACAGAGAACCGUGUCUUUACGGAAGUUUCAAUGAUUGCGUGAAACUUCGGUAAUAGUUGUCAUCGAUGAUCCUUUAUCCCUGGCUGGAACCUAUAGACCCCAGAAACACUGCUUGGCCACCGAACCUCUCGUUCAUCCUCAGACAAGCCUCCACCGACUAUUCCCAUCACUUUCCGCUUCCAGUGAUCAAGGGAGCUAAUGAUCCAUCACCUGGAAACCUGUCAGCUGCGAGCAUCUCUUCCGGCGGUUACGGCGAACCGUUUGAAACGCGUGGUCCUCUGAAACGACUGCCGCGCCGUAUCUCCGCACUGGUCCUCGGCCGCUGCGAGGAUUCCGUGAUCAGUAGCACCCGCUAGGCUCGACAGUCGUCGGACACGAGGUCUGCAUGUAACCCGGGCUCUGCCUCUGGUGUCGCAGUCGUUGCCUCGAUCGAUCGUGCGGUCAGCGUUUCCGACAGCUCUCCUUCCAGUGUUCUCGAGUCGCCAGGACCAGCGCCAGUUGAACGAGAUGGAGAACGCGGAGGACGCCAGCGCGAUCGUCGAACUCUACAUUUAUGACCUGUCCAAGGGCAUGGCUGCAACGAUGUCCAGGACUGUUAUAGGUCGACACGUGGAAGGAAUAUGGCAUACGGCUAUCGUUGCGUACGGCAGGGAAUAUUACUUUGGCCCGUACGGGAUCCAGAGUUCUCGACCCGGUGGAACGGUGCUAGGCGAGCCGGACAAGGUGGAAAGGAUCGGCGACACUUACCUGUCGUACUCCGUCUUCCUCGAGUACAUCAACGGCCUGGGAAUCUCCAAGUUCGCUCCAGGAACGUACAACCUUCUCAAGCACAACUGCAAUUGCUUCACGGAGGAAGUCAGCAACUUCUUGGCAGGCAAAAGUAUCCCAAAGUACAUCCUCGAUUUACCUGAAGAGAUACUUCAAUCACCGAUCGGGCAAGGUUUGAGAACGCUGAUAGAAACGUUGAGCAACAGAGCGAGCGGAUCAGUAUUGUUCACAGUCGGCCAGACAUUCCUAGGAACGAGAAAUCAGAGGGAGGUCUCUCCGGAAUUCGAGCUUUUAAAUGAGGCCAUUGAGGAAGCACGGUUAAAUUCAAUUGCAUUGGAAGAAAGAAGGAACGAGCUGAACGAGAAGCUAGCCAAGGAGGAUAGAAAGAAGAAGAAAAAGAAGAAGAAGGAGAAGAAGCAGAAAGGAAGUAAAGAGGUUGCGAGCGAUACGAAUAGCACCGGUCCUAGCAAUUGUUCAGACAUGGCGGAAAGCGAAGCUGCUCCACAACUGACCGAAGCGCAGCUCCUGAGUUUCGAGGAGAACUCGGAGCCAUUACCAGCAGAGCCGCCCAUAGUCUUUAAAGAUUUGGUGGACGUGAAAGCGGAGUACGAGACGUUGAACACUCUAUUGGAUGGGAAGUUGAACGACGACGAGAAGGAGUGCAUGGACAAACUUCGACAGUACGUGCUGGAAGACGAAGGCUCCUGGGCGCUCGGCGAUAAUUUCUUAAAUUUCGUGGGUCGAAUUCUGGAGGACGAGUCCAUAGCGACCGAUGCCAGAGUGAAAUUGUUCAACAUACUUUCCGUCGCCGCGUUGAAAGAUGACGUGAUCCUGCUGUUGCACCAGGACAGGCGAGAGCACAUCAUCAUGAAUCACGCUUACGAUUUUGAUCUUCAUCCACCGGAGGAGCAACUCGCUCUCACGCAAUUCUUGACGAACCUGUUCGAGAAUCUCAGCAGUUCGGAAUGGUUGUUGUACAUAUCCCUGUGGCAGCACAAAAACCAGAGCAUCAGCAACAUCAGAGUGACAACGAAGGUAGCGAUACACGCGCUGCUGUCGACCUCGCCGGACCUGCAGACCCGCGGCGCGGCUCUCAUCCACAACCUGGCCUGCAAGGAGAAAAUGCACAAAAUGAAAAGUCUGCGGCAACUUUUACCGAAAGGCAGCAUUUCUAAGGUGUUCGACGACGUCGCGGCGGAACUGACGAUGGCAUUGUGCCAAUACUUCAACGGCACCCCGGAAGAGGAGCAGCUGUACGUUUGCAUGAAGUCCCUGGCACGCCUGACGCAGGUCAGCUGCCACUACGUACCGAUGUUGAUCAAGAUGGUCGGCCUGAAACCGACCAAGUUCCGCGGGACCUCGGAAAGGGUCGACGAACAGAUCGAUCUGGUCAACAAGAGAUUGACGUAGAGGCCACCGCCGCGGACACGCGCCUGGCUCACGGAAGGCGACACACGGUACCAAAUGAUCUUGUUAUUGUGUUACGAUUAUUGAAUUUUUACAUAGAGAUUUUAUCGAGAAUAAACUGCAUACAAUGUAUAUUAUUACUACGGUUAUUGAAUUCGAAUGAUUCACUUGUUGCCAAUUAAUAUUAUUGUUACUAUUAUCGUCAUCGUCAUCGCCAUUAUGUUACUUGUUAUUACUAUCAUCGCCAUUAUUGUCGUUAUUAUAUGAUUCUUCCUCUUCUUCUUCUUAUCAUUAUUAUUAUAUUGAAGUAUUAAAAGUUGCAAAAGUA